CAUGGGGGGCGAGAGAGGGCAGGGGCAAUGGGAGCAGUGACAGGGGGGGCAUGAGGCACUGGAAAUACAGAACACACUGAGGCUAUCUAAAUUUGGCUGCAUCUGGGACAGGAAGCAAACAGGAUAGAUAUUCUCAUUACCACCUACCCUGUUUUCUGCAACACUGGUAUCUUGUCAAGAAGAGCGGACAUGGGUCCGAGUCGUAUUCUUGUGCUGACUGCCUGGCAGUUGAUGGUUGGAAUUCUCACCAGCUCAUUAACAGAAUCUUCCUUUCCUGCUAAUGAAUGCCCACAGCUCUGCGUCUGUGGCAACCGCCCUUGGUUUACGCCGCAGUCCACAUACCGUGAGGCCAAAACCGUGGAUUGCAAUGACCUUCGUUUGACUAGGAUCCCAGUGAACCUCUCUGCAGACACACAGGUACUUCUGCUGCAAAGUAACAACAUUGAACGAACUAACGGAGAAUUGCAACAACUGGUGAACCUCACAGAGCUAGACCUUUCCCAGAAUAACAUCAGCUCUAUUCAGGAUGUGGGCUUGUCCAACCUUAGCCAGCUCACAACUUUGCACCUGGAAGAGAACCAAGUCUUUGAGAUGACUGACUACUGUCUUCAAGACUUGACCAAUCUGGAAGAACUCUAUAUCAACCAUAACCAAUUAAGUUCUAUCUCACCUAGUGCCUUUUCAGGUUUACGCAGUUUACUCCGGUUGCAUCUCAAUUCUAACAAACUACGGAUUAUCGACAGUCGCUGGUUUGAGUCCACACCCAAUCUGGAGAUCCUGAUGAUUGGGGAGAACCCAGUUAUUGGCAUACUGGAUUUAAAUUUCCAGCCUCUUGGCAGUUUGCGAAGCCUGGUCUUAGCAGGGAUGUACCUUAGUGACAUCCCCGGGAAUGCUUUUCUGGGGUUGGAUAAUCUGGAGAGUUUAUCAUUCUAUGACAAUAAACUAAGCAAUGUGCCCCAGGUUGCCCUACAGAAAUUACCUAACUUAAAGUUUUUGGACCUUAACAAAAAUCCUAUUCGGAAGAUUCAAGAAGGAGACUUCAAGAACAUGUUACGUUUGAAGGAGCUUGGAAUCAACAACAUGGCAGAGCUAGUAUCUCUGGACCGCUGUGCUCUGGAAAACCUCCCUGAGCUAACUAAGCUUGAAGCCACUAAUAAUCCAAAACUGUCCUAUAUCCACCGAUCCGCCUUUCGCAAUGUGCCUACCCUUGAGAGCUUAAUGCUAAACAACAAUGCAUUGAACUCUGUGUAUAAGGGGACAGUGGACUCCCUCCCUAAUCUCCGGGAAAUUAGCAUCCACAGCAAUCCACUACGCUGUGACUGUGUCCUACACUGGAUGGGUUCCAACCAAACCACCAUCCGUUUCAUGGAGCCACUGUCCAUGUUUUGCGCACUGCCCCCAGAGUAUCGUGGCCAGCCUGUGAAAGAGGCUUUGGCUCAAGACCCUGCUGGGGAGCAGUGUCUGCCUAUGAUUUCUCAAGACACGUUCCCUAGCCACCUCAGCCUAGACUUGGGUAUGACCGUCUGCUUGGAUUGCCGAGCAAUGGCAGAACCUGAGCCAGACAUCUAUUGGGUGACUCCCUUGGGCCAUAAGGUCACCACAGAGACUCUGUCUGAUAAAUACCAGCUGAGUGAAGAAGGCACACUGCAGAUCUCCAAUGUCCAGGUGGAGGACUCUGGCCGCUACACAUGUGUGGCACAGAACUCAGAAGGAGCAGACACCAGGGUUGCAACGUUGCGCAUCAAUGGGACACUGUUAGAUGGUUCACAGGCUCUGAGACUGUAUGUCCAACAGACUGAGCCAAGCUCUGUCCUGGUGUCCUGGAAAGUUAGCUCCAGUGUCUUGGCUUCUAACCUGAAGUGGUCAUCAGCCACAAUGAAGAUCGACAACCCACACAUUACUUACACCGCCCGGGUACCCGCCGAUGUCCAUGAGUACAACCUGACCCAUCUCCAGCCAGCCACGGAGUACGAAGUGUGUCUGACAGUAUCUGGCCUACACCAGCAAGCUCAGAGGGCCUGCAUUAAUGUCACCACCAAGGGGACCUCCUACUCACUGGCCGUCACCGACCAGGAGACCAGCGCUGCUCUGGCCGCUGUCAUGGGCUCUCUGUUCGCUCUCAUCAGUUUUGCUUCCGUUUCUGUUUAUGCCGCGAAGAGAUUUCAGCGGAAAAACUAUCGCCAUUCCCUGAAAAAGUACAUGCAGAAGACGUCCUCCAUCCCGCUGAAUGAGCUGUAUCCACCUCUAAUCAGCCUGUGGGAGGGGGACAGCGAGAAGGAGAAGGAAGGGACAGCGGAGGCCAAAGCCUCACAAGUUGAUACAUCCCGGAGCUAUUACAUGUGGUAACUCCCAGAACAGAGACACCUUAGAAGAGCACAAAGACUGGUGGAGACGUCUACAACAACCCCCCACAAUUCUUCCCUAGUUUCUCCUUUGUGCCCCAUUCUCGCUUUCCUCUGUCUAUUUUCAUUUUCUUUUUUUUUUCUCUUCCUUUCUUUCAUUAUAUAAAAUGAUGUGCGCUGCCCGGCCAAAACACGAUGAACGGCUGCCAAAUGUUAGCUAUUGACGUCCCCUGCGCCUGGCAGAAUGGACAACUGAAUAGAUUUUUUUUCCAUUCCAAGUUAAAGAUGCUUGUCUAUUAGAUUACUAUUGAACAUCAAUUUAAUCCCUCUUCUAAACCCAUGCCGCAGGCUACUGUUGCCGCUGUCAGAAGUGCCGUCUCAUCAUUACCUUUCUCAGCUGAGCCUCCAGAUGGACGUGUAGAGCAACACUCUAUAUAUCCAUUGUUUUCUGAAUGCGGAUAACGUCUCAUAUCCUUAGCCCUGGCCCCGCUACAAUCUCUAUUCAGUGUCCGAUCCCUGGUGAUGACAAGUGAUAUGACCAAGAGCAAUUGUGCAGUUCUCGGUACGGGUGUUCCGCCUUCAGAUCGUUGUAUCCAGUUUAUGCACGCUCAUCAUGCAACUUUUGCUCAGUUAAUUUGAAUGGGGUUUUUUUUUGGGACAUUUGCAGAAAUUAUAUAUAAUGACAGGAAACAGAACGUAAAGCGGGCCCUGAGCAAAUGAGGUAGCAAUCUAAGAAGCGUGAGGAACACUAAACACAAAAGGCCUCAUUCUGAGUCACACGUAAUGUAAUGCUAAUGCAACUAUACAUGGUAUUUUCGGUCAUACGCAAUCGCACUGCUCCAGCCCCCCAUGUGUGCGAGCAGCUGUCAUCAUUAUCAACAGAAGUUACAUAAACAGCUCUGAUUAUAUUCAUAUUCUUCUCUAAAAACACAAAUACUAGCUGGAAAUAAAAGAAAAGCAAUAUACUGUUUAGUAAAAGUUGCAGGAGUGCGUAUACAAACAGAAACACCACAACUUCAGUUUCCUGCCACCUCCUUUACAUACUUCCCAGAAAGCCCUUGUGUUGGGUAUUAUUGUAUGAUCAGAGCAUAGCAUAUAUUAACCCUUUAACCGCACCUUGGUGGAACUUCGGGUUGGGUACGAAAUACCAACGGUCAGGAUCCCGACAGUCAGACGACCGACAUCUGGGUCCUGACGGGCAGAAUCCCGACACACCCCGGUAAGUAUUUUUACCUAUUGUUAAAUGUAAAAAAAAAAAAAAACCUAGGCUGGGCCACCAAUAGAUCCCUAAGAGCAUUCACACCUAGGCUGGGCCAUCAGUAGCGCCCUAAGAACAUUCAUACCUAGACUGGGCUACCAAUAGAUCCCUAAGAACAUUCAUACCUAGGCUGGGCCAUCAGUAGAGCCCUGACAACAAUUCAUACCUAUGCUGGGCCACCAGUAGAUCCCUGAGAACAUUCAUACCUAGGCUGGGCAACCAAUAGAGCCCUAAGAACAUUCCUACCUAAACUGGGCCACCAAUAAAGCCCUAAGAACAUUCCUACCUAGGUUGGACUACCAAUAGAUCCCUGAGAACAUUCAUACCUAGGCUGGGCCACCAAUAGAUCCCUGAGAACAUUAAUACCUAGGCUGGGCCAUCAAUAGAUCCCUGAGAACAUUCAUACCUAGGCUGGGCCACCAAUAGAUCCCUGAGAACAUUCAUACCUAGGCUGGGCCACCAAUAGAGCCCUAAGAACAUUCAUACCUAGGCUGGGCCACCAAUAGAGCCCUAAGAACAUUCAUACCUAGGCUGGGCCACCAAUAGAGCCCUAAGAACAUUCAUACCUAGGCUGGGCCACCAAUAGAGCCCUAAGAACAUUCUUAUCUAGGCUGGGCCACCAAUAGAGCCCUAAGAACAAUCAUACCUAGGCUGGGCCACCAAUAGAACCCUAAGAACAUUCUUACCUAGGUUGGGCCACCAAUAGAGCACUGCUGGACCACCAGUAGAUCCCUAAGAACAUUCAUAUCUAAGCUGGGCCACCAUUAAAACCCUAAGAAUUAUGGGUAAAUAUGGCCUAGGUUAGUAAUGCUCACCACAUCUCCAUCUGCCUCCCAUUUAUUUUCCAAGGGAGGAGUGGAAUAAAGUGAACAUAAAACCAUCUCCGUAUUGCCGGAAAAGACCGGCCCAUGUUCUCUGCAAUUUAUCCCUGGUUGAUGGUUUCCUCGUUGAUAAUCCAGCCUGUCAGCCACCGAUAGGACAGAUAAUCUGCAGCAUGUUUUUUAAUAUGAGUUUCUGGGCUCCAUCUGCCGGCACAGAAGCCUGGACGUCGGACACCAGUCUUUUUUAAGAGAUUGAAUCGGAGCGAAUUCAUUAAUUGCCGUUCCUCAGAUUUUGGCCGGGCCACGCACUUAGAGGUGUAUCUGUGGUUUUGCUGAUUUGGCAGCAAAGUAAUGUAAUUUGGACCGGAUUCUUUUUGGUUAUUUUAGUAUAGCGUAUCGCAGCAUGAUUUGGGGUGAUUUUUUUUUUAUUCCUUCCACUCCCAAAAGUAUUUUCUUUAGGACUUUUUGUUUUGUUUUUCAUUUUGAAAGGGCUGACUUUAUGAACAAGCCGGCUUCCCACGUGAACACUUGUUGCAUUGGCGCGGGCAGAUCUUCAGAGGCCAUAUCCGGAGACUAAAGGUCCCACCCCACCAUUUCCCCUUCAGAGAUCCUUCUCCGCCAAACAAGUGAAUUGACUGUAUCGUUGUAUCAACUUCUUCUCUGGAAAUUUUUUGGACUGAUUGGGAACAGAAGCCUGGAUCCCUCUUUUGUAGUAGAAGACUAAGCUUCCUUGUAGAGCUGUUUUAGCAAUAUGUCCUCUCUUGUCCUUCAGAGAGGGUCCUCUGCACUUGUCGUGUCAAGCAGGCGGCCAUUUUGAAAAUGCAGCCCAUCAUCUUACCAGGAGCCACUGAGGCAAGGAGUGAAAUGAUAGGCUGCAUUCUCAGUGAUGUCAUGGGUUCCGUGUGAUUUAAUAGGCUGCAUAAUCAAUGGAUCCACCCAUUAAAAAAAAAUGGCUGUAGACAAUGGGUGCUCUUUACGUACUGUCGUCCCCACUGUAAUGUGUGCAAGAUGAACGGCUGUUUUCACAACGUCAACCUUCCCCUUUAUAUAUAACCCCUUUUUUUUAAUUAGCAUUUCAAGGUGCAUAGAGACCUCAGGAAGAAGACACCUCUCAACCUGACGAGCGCCAUCUCACCGUAGUUUUCGCAUGUCAGCGCCAUCGGGUCAGCUGAUUGUCACAUGACUGUUACCGCAUGUCACCUUCCUCGUUAAAGCACAAUGUCAGACUAUUCCGCUGAUUGCUAGAAACACUGUAGAGAGUAGCGUAUGACUUGCCCCCCACCCUGAAUAAGGCCUAACGCAGAGUAAUUAUAUAGAACCUAGUUUCACUUUAUCCUGUACGAUAUGCUGGUUUUCUAUAUAAAAAAAUAAAUAAAAUCUUUUUCUUUUUUUUUCACAA
Molecule: messenger RNA, 5820 nt
Organism: Pseudophryne corroboree (corroboree frog)
Lineage: Eukaryota; Metazoa; Chordata; Amphibia; Anura; Myobatrachidae
Gene: LRRN1
Product: leucine rich repeat neuronal 1
Exons: 2
Coding region: 190-2346 (718 amino acids)
Cellular component (GO): extracellular matrix
Molecular function (GO): protein binding
Source: RefSeq, a predicted model, not a curated record